Cooperia oncophora is the source of this 279-nucleotide messenger RNA. The record is from the annotation of a GenBank genome assembly. NCBI's taxonomy places the organism in Eukaryota, Metazoa, Nematoda, Chromadorea, Rhabditida, Trichostrongylidae.
AUGUGUCACGAAAGCAUUCCUAAUGAAAAGCCUGAGGCGUCUUUCGCUCAGCCAGAUGCUGAUAUAGGGGCCGUGGUUCCCGUAAUUGCUGCAUGCUUCACUCCGGGACCACUUCUUCUUGGAGCAGCGGUUCAUUUGUUGUUAAAGAGACUGAAGAAGAGAUCAGCAACAUUGGAAGAGAUAAAAGAAGCAACGGGUGGAGCUCGUGAGGCUGAGGAGGUCCCAUCGUCGAUGUCGUUGCUGCAGCAGCCCAACGGAGAAUCCAGCAAGGGCACAUGA